This is a messenger RNA of Nematolebias whitei (Rio pearlfish), 2071 nucleotides long. RefSeq names its product matrix metallopeptidase 24 (gene mmp24). Gene Ontology annotation, cellular component: extracellular matrix. Gene Ontology annotation, biological process: extracellular matrix organization; collagen catabolic process; proteolysis. Gene Ontology annotation, molecular function: zinc ion binding; metalloendopeptidase activity. NCBI's taxonomy places the organism in Eukaryota, Metazoa, Chordata, Actinopteri, Cyprinodontiformes, Rivulidae. The record is from RefSeq and is a predicted model, not a curated record. The transcript has 9 exons. The coding region runs from base 38 to 1678 and encodes 546 amino acids.
GGACGUCCAAACGUCAGACCUGCGACAGGAGAAGGCCAUGCAGUCGGCCGUCGUCGCCAUGCAGCGUUUCUACGGGAUUCCGGUGACGGGGAUCCUGGACGAGAAGACGAUAGAGUGGAUGAGGAGACCCCGCUGCGGCGUCCCGGAUCAGCCUCACACCAGCCGCCGGCUGAGGAACAAACGCUACACCCUGACGGGGCAGAAGUGGAGAGAUAAAAAGAUCUCCUACAGCAUAUCUAACUACACCCCUAAGGUUGGAGAGAAGGACACCCACAGGGCGAUCCGACAGGCCUUCAACGUUUGGCAGGUCGUCACGCCGCUCUCCUUCCAGGAGGUGCCGUACUCAGAGAUGAGGAACGAGGGGAAGGAGGCGGACAUCAUGAUCUACUUCGCCUCUGGUUUCCAUGGCGACAGCUCCCCGUUCGAUGGCGAGGGCGGCUUCCUGGCCCACGCCUACUUCCCGGGCUCUGGCAUCGGAGGAGACACUCACUUUGACCUGGACGAGCCGUGGACGCUCGGGAACGCCAACCACGACGGAAACGAUUUGUUCCUGGUGGCGGUCCACGAGUUGGGCCACGCGCUGGGUUUGGAGCACUCCAACGAUCCCAGUGCCAUCAUGGCUCCGUUCUACCAGUACAUGGACACACACAACUUCAAGCUGCCUCUGGACGACCUGCAGGGCAUCCAGAAGAUCUACGGCAUCCCCACAGUCAUGCUGGAACCUACACGACCAUUACCCACCAUGCCUUUUUGGCGAACCCACGCAACCGCGGAGCGCAAAUACAACCGGCACUCCCACCCGGCGCGUCCACCUGGCGACAGACCCGCUCUGCCCGGAAACGGCAAACCCAGCAUCUGCGAUGGAAACUUCAACACUGUGGCCUUCUUCAGGGGGGAGAUGUUUGUUUUCAAGGACCGCUGGUUUUGGCGUCUGAGGAACAACAAGGUCCAGGAGGGGUACCCCAUGCAGAUCGAUCAUUUCUGGAGAGGUCUGCCUCCUCGCAUAGACGCCGCCUACCAGAGGUCUGAUGGGAAACUCGUCUUCUUCAAAGGGGACAAGUUCUGGGUGUUUAGGGAGGUCACGGCCGAGCCGGGUUACCCUCAGAGUCUGGUGGAGCUGGGCAGCUUCUUCCCCAAAGACGGCGUCGACGCCGCGCUUCGUUGGGACGGUGUCGGGAAAACGUACUUCUUCAAGGGGAACCGGUACUGGCGCUACAACGAGGAGAAGCGAGCUGCAGAUCCAGGGUACCCCAAACCCAUCGGGGUGUGGAAGGGGAUCCCAGAGUCUCCGCAGGGAGCCUUCACCAGCAGCGAGGGAUUUUAUACCUACUUCUACAAGGGGAAAGACUACUGGAAGUUUGACAACCAGAAGCUCAAAGUGGAACCUGGAUACCCAAAGUCGGUUUUACGUGACUGGAUGGGAUGCUUCCAGUCUGACAUGGAGCGCUCCGGUGACACCCGCGGAGACCGCCAGCUGCCCCUUGACGACGUGGACAUCAUGGUGACCUUCAACAACGCCCCCACGACAGUCAACGCCAUCGCUGUGGUCAUCCCCUGCAUCCUGUCGCUGUGCGUCCUGGUGCUGGUCUACACCAUUUUUCAGUUCAAGAACAAAGGAGCGCAGCAGAACGCGAUGAUGCAGCACUACUACAAAUACCCGGUUCAGGAGUGGGUAUGACACGCAAACAUCUGGAGUCGAGUUGCGCUUUGGAACCUGGCUAACGUUCGGCAUCGGCACAGGACGAGCUAAAGGGCGCGAACUCUGUCCGCCGGUGAGGCCGAGCCGUGAAACGUGGGAGUAGAUUUAGACUUUGAUUCAAAGUGUUUGUGUCUGCUUCGUGAGACGUGUCAGUGUUCACGUAUGUUUAAACCAAACAUGGACAGAGAUUAUCUGAGAGGAAGAAAAGCAGAUUUGUUAAAGUUUUUAUACGUUUUAAACACAAAAGAUGGAGGAAAAAAACGUGACUUUUUAUUUUCUUUGACAAAAAAAAAAAGAUUGUGCUAAAAAGCAACUUGUACAAGUGAAUUACUUUAGUUAUCAAACUAAUUUAAAAUUACUUUAAAAAAAAUA